Messenger RNA from Pan troglodytes (chimpanzee), 7976 nucleotides. RefSeq names its product G protein-coupled receptor 101 (gene GPR101). Gene Ontology annotation, cellular component: membrane. Gene Ontology annotation, molecular function: G protein-coupled receptor activity. The record is from RefSeq and is a predicted model, not a curated record. The transcript is spliced from 2 exons. Lineage: Eukaryota; Metazoa; Chordata; Mammalia; Primates; Hominidae. Gene Ontology annotation, biological process: G protein-coupled receptor signaling pathway. The coding region runs from base 237 to 1763 and encodes 508 amino acids.
CCCCGCUCCUGCCGCGCCCGCAGCGCCCGCUGCCCCGUGCCAGCUCGCAGCCGCCCGAGCCCCGAGAGGCGGCCGGGACGAGCGCGAGGAGCCCCGAAGGACCUGCACGCGGCGCCCGCGACGCCACGUCCGCAGCAGCAACAGCAUAGGCACUGAGUGCGGUCUGUGCACCCCUUUGCCACCCACCGGUGCCGGCACUGAGCCUGCACCCUGUCUCACGCCCUCUGGCUGUUGCCAUGACGUCCACCUGCACCAACAGCACGCGCGAGAGUAACAGCAGCCACACGUGCAUGCCCCUCUCCAAAAUGCCCAUCAGCCUGGCCCACGGCAUCAUCCGCUCAACCGUGCUGGUUAUCUUCCUCGCCGCCUCUUUCGUCGGCAACAUAGUGCUGGCGCUAGUGUUGCAGCGCAAGCCGCAGCUGCUGCAGGUGACCAACCGUUUUAUCUUUAACCUCCUCGUCACCGACCUGCUGCAGAUUUCGCUCGUGGCCCCCUGGGUGGUGGCCACCUCUGUGCCUCUCUUCUGGCCCCUCAACAGCCACUUCUGCACGGCCCUGGUUAGCCUCACCCACCUGUUCGCCUUCGCCAGCGUCAACACCAUUGUCGUGGUGUCAGUGGAUCGCUACUUGUCCAUCAUCCACCCUCUCUCCUACCCGUCCAAGAUGACCCAGCGCCGUGGUUACCUGCUCCUCUAUGGCACCUGGAUUGUGGCCAUCCUGCAGAGCACUCCUCCACUCUACGGCUGGGGCCAGGCUGCCUUUGAUGAGCGCAAUGCUCUCUGCUCCAUGAUCUGGGGGGCCAGCCCCAGCUACACUAUUCUCAGCGUGGUGUCCUUCAUCGUCAUUCCACUGAUUGUCAUGAUUGCCUGCUACUCCGUGGUGUUCUGUGCAGCCCGGAGGCAGCAUGCUCUGCUGUACAAUGUCAAGAGACACAGCUUGGAAGUGCGAGUCAAGGACUGUGUGGAGCAUGAGGAUGAAGAGGGAGCAGAGAAGAAGGAGGAGUUCCAGGAUGAGAGUGAGUUUCGCCGCCAGCAUGAAGGUGAGGUCAAGGCCAAGGAGGGCAGAAUGGAAGCCAAGGACGGCAGCCUGAAGGCCAAGGAAGGAAGCACGGGGACCAGUGAGGGUAGUGUAGAGGCCAGGGGCAGCGAGGAGGUCAGAGAGAGCAGCACGGUGGCCAGCGACGGCAGCAUGGAGGGUAAGGAAGGCAGCACCAAAGUUGAGGAGAACAGCAUGAAGGCAGACAAGGGUCGCACAGAGGUCAACCAGUGCAGCAUUGACUUGGGUGAAGAUGACAUGGAGUUUGGUGAAGACGACAUCAAUUUCAGUGAGGAUGACGUCGAGGCAGUGAACAUCCCGGAGAGCCUCCCACCCAGUCGUCGUAACAGCAACAGCAACCCUCCUCUGCCCAGGUGCUACCAGUGCAAAGCUGCUAAAGUGAUCUUCAUCAUCAUUUUCUCCUAUGUGCUAUCCCUGGGGCCCUACUGCUUUUUAGCAGUCCUGGCCGUGUGGGUGGAUGUCGAAACCCAGGUACCCCAGUGGGUGAUCACCAUAAUCAUCUGGCUUUUCUUCCUGCAGUGCUGCAUUCACCCCUAUGUCUAUGGCUACAUGCACAAGACCAUUAAGAAGGAAAUCCAGGACAUGCUGAAGAAGUUCUUCUGCAAGGAAAAGCCCCCGAAAGAAGAUAGCCACCCAGACCUGCCCGGAACAGAGGGUGGGACUGAAGGCAAGAUUGUCCCUUCCUACGAUUCUGCUACUUUUCCUUGAAGUUAGUUCUAAGGCAAACCUUGAACUGUCCAUAACACGACAAACAAGAGGAGAUUUCUUUUCAAUGGACCCACAAUUCAUUAAUGCCAAACCAUACCAUUUCAGGCAAAGGUAUUGCACACACAUGCUCUUCACCACAAGGUAGAUAAAUAUAUAGAAGAGGCAGGAACUGGGGUCUUUCCGUAAAAGCAUGGACUUGAGGAUUCUGACUGAAAUUUUCCCCCCAAAGAUUAUUAGGCUCUACAUUUCUUAAAGCAACAAGGGCUAUCCAUUUUGGACUUGUAGUUGGUAUUCUAUCUUUUCCAGAGCUACAACAUGCCAACUUUAGCUCUGAAGGAAAGGGAAGAUGAUGCUUGUGAACUUAAGGACUUUUCGGCCCUCGGGUCGGGAGCUCAUGGGCCAGAGGAGCUACAGCUUGUGUUCAACUGAAAGAAAGGCAAUGGACCAAAUCAUUCAUGGAGCCCAAGAAACAGAACCUAAUGGACUGAUCAACAUAUGAGCCAAAUUCUGAACUGAACAGCCCCACAGUCGGGUGCAAAGACUGUUAUGCAAACUAAAACAAAGGGCCUCCUACAGUUAGAAUCUCAAGAAGGUUUCUAGAUCCCCUAAAGGGAUCCAGAAAAGUAGAAGGACAUGUAUGAAAUGGGAAGCUAGUCCAAGGGAAAAGAUUGAGAAAUAACACACAUCUGGGGAGCUAAACAGUUGACUUUUUUUCCUAUAAAAUCUUGGGUUUAUGCAUGGGCUGGAACUGAGGUCAUUAAGUGUAAAUUGUCAAUUGACACAAAUAUUUUCUGUCUCCUGUUUGAAUAAUAGUGGGGCAGAAAUCAUGCCACUAUUUUACAACUUCCCUUAUGUGACUGAAUUGAGAUGCUGGUGGGAAUUCUUCAGAUCUCUGCCAACACUUGUGUUUUCUUUUGGUUUGUUUUUGUCAAAUAAGCCUUUUUUAGUCAAACAGUAUUUACAGAAAAAAAGAAAUUCAACUAGAAGUGGCCUAAGUCCUACAAAAUUCAUGAUGUCACUGAGGAACAAUUUGUUCAUCAGAAAUAUAUUUUGUGUCCAUGAGAUCAUAGACAAUAAAUGUGAUCUCCACAUGGGGAGCAAGGAAGGCAGAAUGAACAUUUUUCUUCCUCCAGGCACACCCAUGUGUCUUUUCCACCUGUGGCUCUCUUUAAAGCUUUUAAGCUCUCGGCAGAUGUGAGAGAGAAAUAUCAGAGAGUCAGAAAUGACAAAGAGGAUGAUUUCACAAUACCUAGAAAACAUGUAACCUAUUCCAAACAGUCCUAAAAUCAGAGCAUUCAGAUCAGACAUAUCCUAAUUAAUGCUGUUGAAAUAAAUCACGUUGGGAAACCUUUAACAAUAUCUAAAUUAUCCCUAGGGUCAAUUCACAGGAACAUUCCUCAAAUCCCAAACCACAAAAUAACUUUGGGCAGGGAUAUACAUAUACAUUUCUGAGGGCAUGGGCCGUAUGUAUGUGACCAAGUAACAUGGAACCAAAAAAACAGUCAAGCCAGUGUUUUUCAUCCUCCUACAGAACAAGUUAAAGCAACUCUAAAGUCAACCAACUGUUCAUGCAGAAAUCCACUGUCAAUAUGGGUGGAGGGAGUGUUUGGUUGAAAAUGGUUAAUCAGGUAGUUGUAUGAUGUAAGAUGACCAUCUUCAGAGUUUAGCCUCAUUCUUGUGUGAUUGUCAUGCCUUUAUUAGAACUCAAGUUUCAUUUAAAUAAAUGCCCAGCUCAUUUAUAUUUUUUUAUCUCUUCCUCCUCACAGAUUUCAACAUGAACUUCUCAAGGGGUAAACAGCAAUGUAUUUGGACUGUGAAUAACUCUGCAUGGGAAUUUGGGAUUGCCAUGUUCAGAAUUUAGGAAAGUAGAGGGAAUAGAACCAAAUAAUAUAGAGCUGACCCAUCCAAUAAAAAUACCACGAUAACCUUAUUAAUUCCAACUCCAUUAAUUUGGAACUUGUAGUUAUUCAGACAAGGCAUGGGGGCUAAAGUUUACCCUUACACUAUCAUUUAUUUUUCUACCAAAAUGCAUAAAGUGAAUUAACAGUCAUAAGUUUGUUCUACCAAUUUAUUGCCAAACUCUUGUACUGACCUGUCCUUAAAGGAUAUCUGGGUGAAGAAAUGGCCUAUGUGAUCAAUCCUCCCACAGGGGAGGGGCAGUGCCUUCAGGUCUGUUCAAAUUGUCAAAGGAGUUCAAGGUAGCUAUAGCCUAUCCUUUGAGUAGAAAUGCUUACUUGGGUAGGAAACAGGAUUUCAAACAUAAAUGUCUCCAAACAUUGUGUUAAAACUGAACUUCUUGUUUUAUUUUUAAAGCUCACCCCCUUCAAAGUGUAUCAGAGAAAAUUGUUUGCCAAAAUCCCAAAUCAAAAUGGAACCAGAACCUGUACAAGUAUGGUAAGUCCAUUUAACAGCACACACAACAUUCUCAAGGGCACUGAGAUUCCCUGCUUUCCUUUUUGAAGUUCCUCUUUUCCCUAUUUUAGUCAUUGUCCAUUAUUUUGGUAAAUUGGAUUCCUCAAAAGUGAAGACCUUUUGAAAAUAUGAGCCUGGAAAAGAGGACCUUUUAAUUAAGAGCAUUCUGCUUUGAUGACAUUUUCUUCUAAAUGAACAAUAAGGCCUAUGGUUAGCUUGGAGAUAGCAAGUACUCGAAAUUUUUUGCUAUUUUGAAUAAAGCACUAUCAACUUAAUGAGGUUUUACUGCACAUACUGUUUUGUCAUUUGAAAAUCUGAAAGCACACAAAAAAAGUCAUCAUUAGCCUCACAGAUCCUCAUGUGCAAUAGCUUUCCCUGAAUGUUUUUAAAGGAUGUAUUCUUUUGCCAAGGCCACUUCAUAUGUGCAGUAAAAAAAAAAAAAAAAUCCCAUUAAAGUACAGGGGCCAGACAAACCAGACUAUGAAAUGAUGUGAUUUUAAAUUUAAUGAUUUUCCUUAUUUACGAAUAAUAGAGCAUCUAGUUUGCCAAGAAGUCGCAGGUGCUUUGACUAACACACCAAUUUCCACAAGCUUGGGAAGGCAGUAAUAAGGAGCAAGCCCUGGGCUUCUGUGACUUCUGUGAUGCUAGGGUCCCACUUCUCUGAGACACCACAAGUACCAGCUGCUUGGAAGGCCUCUGCACUUCCAGCUCCCUGCCUACCUCUUGCCAUCAGCCCACUGCCUUCACCUGCCUCACUCCCUCUCCCUCUGCUGCACUGGCCCUUCAGGAAUAGUCCAUGCUUGAAGCUCUGCGUGUUCACCUACUCCCCAUCCAUCCCUUCCCAACCCAGAGCUGACAGAUUCACAGGGACCUGGGGGCCUAUGGAAGCAGGGAAGGAGAGAAGUGAGCCAUAGGAGUGACCAGCAAUGAAAGGUAUUUUUCUGUCUCCUACCCAACUCCAAUCCAAUUUAGAGAUGACGGGAUACCUACUUCAAAUUCAACAGGUAAGGAAAAGUGCCAGUUAUUAUUUAGUAGAAGGUAGGCACCUAAUUUUUUACCAAAAAAGCACUCGAUAUUACGCAUCAUUGGGGGAAUAGUCAAUACUGUAGAUACUGUCCAAUUAUUUCAGCAAAAAUAGAACACUAAAAAAUGUUUCACCUACAGAAUUAUAAGAUGCCUAACAUUGCCUUAUUUUAUAUAUAAUUAGCCAAUUAAGCUAGGUAAAGUUACUUCAAGAAGAUUUUUUCAUACUACCUGAAGAAUAAUUUACAUGAUUAAACUAGGCUUACUUAGACUUUGCCAAAAAAGCUUUUAAAAGUGUCUGAAACACAUCAUUUGGAAGAAAAAAAAUACGCAUCAUCUGGUAAUUUGGACUCUCAAGAUAAAACUCUCAUGGGUUGUUGGGAUAAAACAAUGAGCAACAAUUUAAACUACUGGACUGUAUUUUUCUCUCAUAACCACCCUGCCCAAUAUUUUGAGGAAAAAAAUAACGUGUUUUCCCCUCAUAAUGUCUUUUCUGUUGUAUUCCUCUUUAAGAAAGACCUCACGCUGUCAAGAGAGGUUUCUCUAAGCAAAAUGCCGUUUCUUUCUAGACCAGACAAAAGAUUACAGGAACAGUUAGCUGUUAGCCAGUGGCCAAGAUAAGGAGAGAAAAUCUGGCCACUCAAUGGCUUUUAACCCUCUCCCUCCUUAUCUCUUCCUCUUACUUUCCAUGGGCUGGACUAGUGCUCUCGGCCCCUCAAAGCCCCUCUAAGCUAAGGCAUGAGGAGACAGAAGCAAUGAGCUGGAAACAGCAAAUGCGAUAGUCUAAAAUCCAAAAAGAAGAGAAAUCCUUGUCAUAAAUUCUUUCCAAUUACUUAGCAAUGAUCUCUUCCUCUAUGUCAAAUGCCCAGCUUGCUUACAGCAGUCUUUUGCCCUAAGCAACAAAACUGGCUAGAGGAAGAAACAGUGAAGCUAAAAUCCACUGAAAGAGGAAGAAACAGGAAAGCUAAAAUCCACUGAACCUGGCCACAGAUUGCCAGGUCACUGACAAGUUCACUGCUCUUUGGUAAAUAGAAUAAGAAUCCUCAAGGUAAAUGAAGGUUGCUAAUAGGUGUCAAGUGUUUCCAUCAUUGCCUCCCAAAGCCUCCAUAUCUCAGAGUACACACACCAAGGGAAAACCACAGUGACUUAGACACUCAGCAGGAGGUUUACUAUGUCUGAGGAAUAAUUAUUCUAUCUGUCUUGUUCUAAAAUGUAGAGAAAAACAAGAUUGGUUUUAGUUUGAUGUUUCAAACGUGAGUGGAUUUUCCCCCCUCAUCUGUGCUACAACUUUAAUGUUAAAAGUUUGCUAUUUUCGUCUUGUUUUAGUGAUGUAGUAUUUUUUGUAGUAAUUCUCCUAAAUGUAAACUAUAACUGUAUAUAAAAUGUAAGUGUUCUUGGAGAUAUGGUGCUAGAUAUUAGAUUGUGUUUGUAGAUAGUGUUGUCCUCAAAGGUAGUAUGUACUUGUAAAGUUAGUUAAUAAAAUGCAUGCCAAAUUCUAUGUGUGACCUACAACUUAGUCAGUUUCUGAUGUAGAACAUGGUACAUUUGUUUUUUAAAUUUAUUUUUGAAGUAUAUACUACAGGAUAUGUAAAAUAGUGCCAAGGUGGGGUUGCAGGAAGUGUUGCCUUUCAUUCCUUAAAUCCCUAAUAUGAUAUAUGACAGGUGAGAACUUAUUCUGGUACAAUUGGUCAUUAGUGUGAACUAAUCAUCGUGGCUGAAGUCCUUGCUGACAGUUUUCCACAACACACUUGGCACUGGUGUGCCUGUUUUCUAUUCACUGAAUAUAUAGAAUGCAAACUCAAAGAAGACCAUCCUUCUCCAUUAAAAAGGAAGGACUCCAGGAUAGGCAAGUAGAGUCCAGUUAGCAGGACGAAAAGAAUACUGCACCCUGAAGACCCAACCAACACCUGACCGUGAACUGACAGGUUUCGCGCUUGGCAGAUCCAUAAUGUGACCAUCCAUGCCCUCCUAAAGCAGUAGCAAAACCCAGAAAAAGGCUGCUCUGUUUUUCCCCCUUUGGUUGGUUGUCUGAGAGACAAGAUAGAGACAGCAUGGAUGGCUAACUAGAUAGAGAGGUAGUGGGACUCCUCUAUGGGGUCACAGCUACGGUGUUUGAUAGUUACAGUGCUGUAUCAAUGGAAUUUGUGUCAGACAAGAAAAGAAAACUAUAAGAUGAUUUUGUUAUAUUUUCAGAACAAAAUAUUACAACUAAAAAACUAUAUAUACCCUCAUUAAAUUGUUUUUAAAACUGCCUUUAAUACCAAAUUUUGCAAGCUGCUUUGAAACUGAAAACAGAAAAAUGUAUUUAAUCAAUAAAUAGUUAUCUUUAAUAUUUUAACGUUUGAAUUUAAAAGUUUCAUUUUUCUUUAAAAACAAUAAGAAUUUGUAAUUGAAAAGUGCCUUUUCAAAGGAUUGUCAAACUACAGUCCUGGGGCCAAGUUCCCAUUGGCACGACUUACCUUCAGGUGCACAAAACAGGUAGGCUUUAUCUUCCUCCCCUCAACAAGAAGAGAACCCCACUCACACCCCAAUCAAAUUCAUAAAUCAACACUAUUACAUGGGCCAGCAGUCCCAGAGAUUCUGCCCAAGGCCAAGGUUUCACAUAUUGGUUGGCUUUAAUUGGAUCCUUUCUAAAAUGGUUACAAUGCCUUUUUUUUUUCUUUUGCUGGAAAGGAAUAACGGACUCCUGCUUGGGAAAUGCGGAGAAAUUGAUGUUUGUGAUUUAACUAAGUAUUAUUAAGUGAUGUUUGUGUUUCUUAAAUAGGUGCUGUUAUUCUA